Messenger RNA from Malania oleifera, 2464 nucleotides. RefSeq names its product pentatricopeptide repeat-containing protein At1g80550, mitochondrial. The transcript is spliced from 2 exons. Gene Ontology annotation, molecular function: protein binding. Bases 172 to 1557 code for a protein of 461 amino acids. NCBI's taxonomy places the organism in Eukaryota, Viridiplantae, Streptophyta, Magnoliopsida, Santalales, Ximeniaceae. The record is from RefSeq and is a predicted model, not a curated record.
GUUUUACUGAAUAAUUUUUCUAUUUUUCAGCAAGGAGUACCCGCCACUGUACUACUAGCAUUCCUGCUAUCUGUUCGAGUAGAAGAGGCGCCUUCUGAGCAGCAGCAGCAGAGCAUUCCCUCCAUCACCAUACUUGUUUUAUGAACAGAGGACAGAUAGAUCAGCACAACCAUGCUUCCAUCAAUCUCCUCUAACUCCUCAGGGAUCCUCUUCUUCCGCCUUCGAGCUCUUCUCAACUCCACCACUUUGCUUCUGCAACCCUUUUCCUCCGCAUCCUCUCAAUCCACGCCGCUUCCUGGCGCUAACGGCCCAAAACCCAUUUCAAAUUCUUCAAUAGACUUCGAUCACGAUACCAUCAAAGAAAUCCUCUCGUCGUAUGGUAAUGAUUGGAGACGGGCAUUUGAUUUCUUCAACUGGGUCGAAACCGAUUGCGGAUUUCGGCAUACCACCGGUACGUAUAAUCGGAUGAUUGACAUUUUGGGUAAGGUUUUCGAGUUCGAUCUUUCAUGGGAUUUGGUUCAACGGAUGCGGGAAAAUGCCGUUUCGAUGCCUGACCACGUCACAUUUCGAAUCAUGUUCAAGCGAUAUGUGUCGGCCCAUCUUGUGAAAGAGGCAAUGGAUGCGUUUAAUCGAAUGGAUGAGUUCAAUUUGAAGGACGAGACUUCUUUUUCGAAUCUCAUCGACGCUCUUUGCGAGUAUAAGCAUGUUAUUGAGGCAGAAGACUUGUGUUUGGGGAAGGCCGGGUUCAGGAAUUUGCCAUUUAACAUGAGCACAAAGAUUUAUAAUAUGAUUCUUCGCGGGUGGUUUAAGAUGGGGUGGUGGAGCAAGUGUAGGGAUUUUUGGGAAGAGAUGGAUCGGAGGGGUGUUCAAAAGGACUUGCAUUCGUAUUCAAUCUAUAUGGACAUCCAGAGCAAGAAGGGGAAGCCAUGGAAGGCUGUGAAACUGUACAAGGAGAUGAAGAAGAGGGAAAUUAAAUUGGAUGUGGUGGCGUAUAACACUGUGAUUCGGGCUAUUGGUGCUUCGGAGGGUGUUGAUGUAGCUGUUAUGCUUUAUCGAGAGAUGAUGGAAUUGGGCUGUGAGCCAAAUGUGGUAACAUAUAAUACAAUUAUUAAGAUGCUCUGUGAAAAUGGGAGAAUUAGGGAAGCAUAUGCCGUGCUUGAUAAAAUGCCUAAGAAGGGUUGUAUGCCUGACGUAAUCACAUAUCACUGCAUAUUUCGGUCUAUGAACAAGCCAAAAGAGAUUCUUAAGCUGUUCGAUAGAAUGAUCGGGUUUGGGAUUCGGCCAAGGAUGGAAACCUAUGUAAUGCUAAUGAGAAAGUUUGGGAGAUGGGGCUUCCUUCGACCCAUUUAUGUAGUAUGGAAGAAGAUGGAAGAAAAUGGAUGCAGCCCAGAUGAGUUUGCAUACGAUGCUUUAAUUGAUGCUCUGUUGGAUAAGGGCAUGGUGGAUAUGGCUUGGAAGUAUGAUCAGGAAAAGUUAGCUAAAGGACUUGCAGCUAAACCAAGGGUAGAGUUGGGUACAGAGCAACUGGGUGGAGGAUCUAAUGAAGGAUUUUCAUAGCUUGUAAUUUAAUGGAGGAGGUAUGUUUCUUUAAUACUCCAUAGCGUGCGACGUUGGGGUUUGGGGCUGUUUUCAAGGUUAGCAAAAGCGCUAAUUUUAUAUAGAGCUUUGUCCUAGGAGAUAGCAAUGGUGGGGAGGACCUAACGAAGGAUUUUCACAGCCCAUUUUUUAAUAGAGGCUACAAGCUUUUCUAAUGCUAAUGCAUGACUUGGAAUGCCAGUGAGUUACGGUAGAUAGGGCAGAAUUAUGGCAAAUGGAUGCUGUGAUAUGGAUAGAAGUGUGUAAUAAUGAUUUCAGGCUUUCAGGUAACUGAGCAGAGAUUGAGGUAUGACUGUAUGAGAAUGGAUCAUAACGUGUGUGUUAAGGCAUGUCAUGUCCUAGAAAAUGACUUCCAUUUCUGCUUUAGAUGCUUGCUCAUUCCAUGGUAAAAAGAAGGAUGUCCAAACAAUUCACUUGCGGUUUGGAAACUUUAUCAACUUCUGCUGUUGCAAGCGUGCCAGUGAAUGGCUCAGAAUCAUUUUUGCAUGAGUUUCAAUAGUUGAUGAGCUUAGGGUGUUGCUAACUCCUGCUUUGAGGUCUGAUCUUCUGCAUUUGGCCUGCAACUUUAUUGCUUUGCUCAUCAAAUGGCAUGAGUUAUCAUCCUAAGCCCUAAGGAUAUCAUCUCUUCUUCUUCCCUGGUUUAAAAAAUUUCUGGCUGCAUUUUCAUGGACAUUAUUGCAGAUCUAAGUCCCAAGCCCUGAUUUGGGGAUCAUUGAGUGUGCUGUUUGUCAGCGUUCUUUCCAUGUGAAAGCUCAUUUAUGUCUUACCCGUUUAUUACUUUCUUUGACUCUUUUCAAGGAGCUAAUUUACCUUUGUCAUAUACGCACAUGGUUGGCUGACUGCUAUAGUAUGGUGAUGUUACCUAGAA